AUAAACUUUCGAAAGAGUCGGUAGUCUCUGAUUUUCAUUAUCCAUGAUUGAGGUGUGAUUAUAUUAUUUUGUUUACAUGCAUCACCAUUUAAAUUGUAAAAUUACGUUGCAAUGACAGAGAAUUCUACAGGCUUGUACUUUUUCAUGAGAAUGUUUGAAAGUAUGACUAUUUUAAUUAAGCUUAAUGUCCCUUCACCAAAAGACUGAAUAUACUGUUUAUAAUGUCAGUUGAAACUAACUUAAUUUAACUUCUUUGAUAUAAAUUGUUUCCUUCCAAUUGUUAUAAGAACGUAAGAGAUUAGUAACUACGUAGGAUAAAAAAUAUUUAGAGAUGCAAAGUGUAAUGCAAUCAAUAAAUGAAUGCAAUGCCAUUCGGUAUACAUCUUACAGAACUGCAGCAAAAAUGCAGAUCUUGCAUAAAGAACUUAGUAUGCAAUACAUUCAAUUGGAAUUAAUUGCUGGAGUCUUCGAACGUCAUAGACUUUCAAUUACAGAAAAUUGCGUGAAUUUGGAUCCAAGCGAAAUUGAAGAUGUUCUUUCUGAUAUCUAUUUUGCAGCUUGUAAAGAAAAUAAUAUUAAUUUUGAUAUCGAGUCUGCAACAAAACUUGCUGUGAAUUACAUUCUAACUGCAUUCGAUAAACAAUGCACUCUGAGUGUUUCUGUAUUUUCUGUGAAAAUUGCUUUAAUACUAAUGUGCUCUGGAAGAUUACAAGAAAAAUACGGAUAUCUCUACCAACAAUUAGCUGACCACAAUGCGUGCUUAUCUAAAGCUAGUUUGCAUACAUUGUUAACAAAUAUUUGCAAAAUCACAGAAAUGCUUGGAGAAAGCGCAGCGUAUGGAUAUCAAAACAUUCAAUCGCACAUCGAUAGUUGUUUCUCAAAGUCUCAGGGAUGUCUUGGAGUUACCGAAUCUGAGUUUGCGGCUUGGAUUAUGCAAGAACCUCCUUUGCUUGUUUGGAUAACGACAUUUAAUCGUAUAAAAUCUGCGGAACAUAUUAUACAUAAUGUUAGAUGCUCCUCUUGUAAAGCAACAUCCAUUCAGGGACCACGGUACACGUGCUUAAAAUGUACAGCGUAUCAUCAAUGUCAACAGUGCUUUUUGUAUAGUAAAAUCUCAGGAAAACACAAGUUGAAGCAUCCGGUUCGCGAGUUUUGUACCAAGACUUCAAAUCGAGAAGUAACGAAGUUAGUUAUCGAGUUAAUAAGGAACAAAUUGAGAUUGUGCCCUGCCAGGUCAAUUGAAAUGAAUGUUGAGGAUCAAACACCACACAUAUUCAGCAAUGAAGUACCACACAUUGACAACGAAUCAUUAAGAGGUACGAUGAAGAAGCGAGUUCUAAGUGAUCCACAGAAGGAAUUGCAAAGUAUAAUUACUCAUUUAGAAGAAGAAAAUAAACAGUUACAAAUCGAAUUACUCGACAUACAGGGUACUAGAGCGGAAAGACUUCAGCGUCAUAGAGCUACUAUUGAAUCACAAUUACAACGCCUAAAAUUAUUAAAAAAGUAUUUGUUCGCCGAUAGAAGCCACACGCCUCAAGUAAUGAAUCAUAUGCAGAGUACACCUAUGGUCCCACCUUUAACAUCGAGACUAGCAGCGUUACCUAUAAAUUUCGAAUUAAGUCCAAUUAUCCGUCAAGAAACUAUCGAACAAAUCUCGAAUUCGAACAAUACGGACGUGCUGCAAACAAAUAAUUUUAAUCCAACCUUAUCCGUGGAAUGUGUUACCGAAGAAAACCACGAUGUUAUUUGCGCUGCAGAAGCGUCUACUAGCUCGAGUUUCGGUAACACGCUGGAACCUACUCGUAUAGAACUGAGUACAUGGAUCGGAGGGACACAGAGAUCCGAAAUAAAUCCCACUGAUAGUGGUUUUUCUCAGUGGCUGGGCUCUAGCGAUUCGGGGUGCAAGAAAGAUAACUAUUCUAUAAAAACUAUGACAGCCAGCGCUGAAAACGAAUCGCCAUUAAUAAUUUCUGAAUCUAUCAUGGGCAUUCAGAGGGAUAAUACUCCGUCUUCUCUCCAAAGGCCUGAUAAACAUUCCCAACAUAGUAGCUUACAAAACAUUCAAGGAGAUUUAAAUGAUAUACUAGAUAGAUUACAAAAUAUGGUUGCAGACGACUGUUUACUCGAUGAUUCUUACGUUGCUAACGAUAAUUGUAAAUUGAAACGUGCUACAACGGAAAUGGAAGAUUUAUUAACGGGACUCAUUCAGGGUAUGGAGUCUCGUAAAAGUAAGCUUACUACUAUUGUGUGACGAAUUUCUGAAUCACAAACAGCGAUUUUUCAAUUCCAAAGUAAAUAUUUACGAAAUAAAUGUCUCCGUCUGCAAGGUAAAUCUCGUUAUAGAUUAGCGAUACCAAUGUUAGUAAAAAAUACUAUGUAAUCAUGCUAGUAGGCGUAAUAUGCAAUGUUAGCAUUAAUUUGAGUAGUUUCUCUCAUAUUUAAACAAAAAUAGAGAAGUCACUAUAUGUAAGUAGCACAUUAAAAUACGAUUUUACAGUUAGCUUAAAUAUCAGUUCUAUGAUAAUUAAAAUUUGUGCGUGCUUAAUUUCUCGUUGACAAUUUCGUAACGUUAGGAUAAAUUAUUUUUACAUCGUUUUAAAUGCAUAUUAAAUAUAUGUAAUAGAAAAAUAUAGAUAAUAAAACAAUAUAUUAGGUACUAUAAAAAAAAGGUUAUUUUCUUUCGUUAGAAAAAUUAGUGCCUAUAUGUUUAGAAUUUAAAUGGAAAUAAAAGAAAAUGUUUGUAUAUCUACGAAAUAAACACCAAAUUGUUGUAACAUAUAAAUACACUUCAUCGUUUUGAUGAAUAGACUAGAAUAUUGUAUCUAAUGGUCCAUGUGCCAAUAGUAUAAAAUAUAUA
Messenger RNA from Hylaeus anthracinus, 2857 nucleotides. RefSeq names its product dystrophin-related protein 2-like. The record is from RefSeq and is a predicted model, not a curated record. The coding region runs from base 332 to 2251 and encodes 639 amino acids. Lineage: Eukaryota; Metazoa; Arthropoda; Insecta; Hymenoptera; Colletidae. The transcript is spliced from 12 exons. Gene Ontology annotation, biological process: synaptic signaling. Gene Ontology annotation, molecular function: zinc ion binding. Gene Ontology annotation, cellular component: plasma membrane.